Molecule: messenger RNA, 160 nt
Organism: Ambispora leptoticha
Lineage: Eukaryota; Fungi; Glomeromycota; Glomeromycetes; Archaeosporales; Ambisporaceae
Source: the annotation of a GenBank genome assembly
UAUGACAAAUUAUGAAUCACCAGCAAGCAAUGAUAACUCAAAUCAAUUAAUAAAAAGUAAUGGAGAAAAUAAAGAACUUAUUUAUGACUUAGAUGAUCUUGAAGAACUUAUUGCUAUAUGCUUCCAAGAAAAAGAUGAAGAAGAGAAUGACCAUGUUUAA